CUCUAGAAAAGGAUUGGAAUUUCAGUCUUUGACAUGUUCAAACUCAAACGUCAACCACAUAACUAAACAGUACGUAGCAUUUCUUCAUUGCAAAUUCUCAACCACAACACCUACCAAUCAAUAUAAAUACAAAACCCUCCACCAGCUUAUUAAAUAACUUAAAUUCACUCCCAUUCCUCUCAAGAUGAUGAAAAACAAGUCAUUAAACAUAUCAAUAGCAACACUUGCUAUUGCCUUUCUUAUUGUGAUUAUAGUACCAAAAAAUGUGAGUGCUCAAAACUGUGGGUGUGCUGAAGGGGUGUGUUGUAGCCAAUAUGGUUAUUGUGGAAACACUGAUGCAUAUUGUGGCACAGGGUGCCAAGAGGGUCCUUGUAAAGGAGGAAAUAUUCCACCUAGUACUCCUAGUCCUAGCAAUGAUGUUAAUGUUGCUGACAUUGUCACACCAGAGUUUUUCAAUAGUAUUAUUGAUCAAGCUGCCUCUAGUUGUGCAGGAAAGAGCUUCUACACAAGAGCUGCUUUUCUUGAUGCACUCAAUUCUUAUAACCAGUUUGGUAGAGCUGGUUCUUCCGAUGACUCCAAACGCGAGGUUGCAGCUGCUUUUGCACAUUUUACACACGAAACUGGACAUUUUUGCUAUAUAGAAGAGAUUGACGGUGCAUCAAAGGACUACUGUGAUGAAAACAACACAGAGUACCCAUGUGUCCCUAACAAAGGAUACUACGGUCGUGGACCAAUUCAAUUAUCUUGGAACUACAACUACGGACCAGCCGGGAAGGACAAUGGUUUUGACGGAUUGAACUCUCCCGAAACAGUGGCUAAUGAUCCUACAGUGUCCUUCAAGACAGCUUUAUGGUAUUGGAUGAAAAAUGUUCACCGUGUUGUUAACCAGGGCUUUGGUGCAACCAUUAGAGCCAUUAAUGGUAAACUUGAAUGUGAUGGUGCAAACCCCAACACAGUUAAGGCUCGUGUUGAUUACUACACUCAGUAUUGUAGUAAAUUGGGUGUUGCUCCUGGUGAUAAUCUUACUUGCUAAGCUACCUAGCAAUACAACACAUACAGAUUAUAUAGUACAGUAUUUGAUUUGAUUUACGCAGUAUGGAUAAACGAUACCAUCUAUACACACACAA
Messenger RNA from Vicia villosa (hairy vetch), 1127 nucleotides. Its product is annotated as endochitinase PR4-like. Gene Ontology annotation, biological process: chitin catabolic process; cell wall macromolecule catabolic process; carbohydrate metabolic process. The coding region runs from base 185 to 1033 and encodes 282 amino acids. The record is from RefSeq and is a predicted model, not a curated record. NCBI's taxonomy places the organism in Eukaryota, Viridiplantae, Streptophyta, Magnoliopsida, Fabales, Fabaceae. The transcript is spliced from 2 exons. Gene Ontology annotation, molecular function: chitin binding; chitinase activity.